AUGGCUUGUGUUCUAGCGAUCCAACAUUGGAGGCCCUAUCUAUUAGGAAGGAAAUUUGUGGUGUUGACUGAUCAAAGAAGUCUUAAGGAUUUGUUACAACAAAAAAUCAUAACUGGUGAGCAACAAAAUUGGAUAGCUAAGUUGUUGGGUUUCAAUUUUGACAUACGUUAUAAGCCUGGGAAAUUGAAUCAAGGUGCAGAUGCUCUAUCACGAAUUCAAGAGGAAGGUGAAUUCAAUAAUUUUGUGUCGUAUCCAGUUUGGGAAGAGUUUCAACAGGUGCAGCAGGAGAUACAGGCUGAUGAGAAGAUUAAGAAAAUUUGGCAGGAUUUAUCAGUGGAUCCGACAACACAUCCUGAGUUCAGUAUACAACAUGGCACGUUGUUAUACAAAGGGAGGUUAGUUAUGUCAUCACAGUCCGCGUUGAUUCCGAGAAUGUUGAAGGAAUUUCAUAGUUCACCGCAGGGAGGGCAUUCAGAAGGGAGUAUUGAUAGAAACCACGUGACAGAGGAUGAGACAAAUGAGGUUAUGAUUUAUCAUCAUCCCAAUGGGCCCAAGGUAUGGAGAGUAUAUUCUAGAAGGGGCAAAAAGGGGAAAGAGCAAUAA
Molecule: messenger RNA, 603 nt
Organism: Vicia faba (fava bean)
Lineage: Eukaryota; Viridiplantae; Streptophyta; Magnoliopsida; Fabales; Fabaceae
Source: the annotation of a GenBank genome assembly